Molecule: messenger RNA, 3677 nt
Organism: Seriola dumerili (greater amberjack)
Lineage: Eukaryota; Metazoa; Chordata; Actinopteri; Carangiformes; Carangidae
Gene: pdgfd
Product: platelet derived growth factor D
Exons: 7
Coding region: 30-1163 (377 amino acids)
Biological process (GO): positive regulation of ERK1 and ERK2 cascade; positive regulation of cell population proliferation; positive regulation of cell migration
Cellular component (GO): membrane
Molecular function (GO): platelet-derived growth factor receptor binding; growth factor activity
Source: RefSeq, a predicted model, not a curated record
UUUAAAGCGUGCACGAGUUUGUUGUCACCAUGAGUGGAGCGGUGGUUUUCCAGAUGUGGAUGCUUUUAUUGUUGGGGACUAUAACCGGGCUCGGGAGGGCUCAGGUCUCCACAGCCAAAGUGAUGAGGGGCAACAUCAGGAGAGACGACAGCAAUCGCCUCACCACAGACUUGUACCGCAAAGACGAAAACAUCACAGUAACACCAGCGGGCGGAGUCAUCAACAGCCCACGCUACCCUAACGCUUACCCCCGCAACCUGCUGUUGUCAUGGAAACUGCUGUCACCGCCAGGGAGCCGCAUUCACCUGGAGUUUGACGGACACUUCGGCCUGGAGGAGGCUGAGAAUGGAGUGUGCAGGUAUGACUUUGUGGAAGUGGAGGACCAAUCAGAGACCAGCACUAUAAUUUGGGGUCGCUGGUGUGGGCAGAAAGCUCCACCUAGUCUCAACUCCAAAACCAACACGCUCAGAGUCACCUUCAAGUCUGAUGAUUACUUUGUUGCAAAGCCGGGAUUCAAAAUCUACUAUUCACUGCUGUAUGACUCUCCUCUACCUGCAGCCAACACCAACUGGGAAGCCAUCACUAUACCCAUGAUGGACAGUGUUGUAGGGCAGAUGCCGGUCGCGGUCACAGAGGUUCCUUUCUCCUUGGAGGAUCUGGACCGGACCAUAGCUGCCUUUGACACUAUAGAGCAGCUUCUCAGAUCUCUGAACCCAGACACUUGGAGACAGGACCUGGACAGCAUCUAUACUCAAACACACAUACAUUAUAGAUCCAGGGCCUAUCAUCUGGCAAGCAGACAUAAUAAAGUUGAUCUGAACCGCCUCUAUGAUGACGUCAAGCGAUACAGCUGUACCCCACGCAACUAUUCUGUAAACCUGCGCGAGGAGCUGAAGGCCACCAACGCCGUCUUCUUCCCUCGAUGUCUGCUGGUGAAACGCUGCGGAGGCAACUGUGGCUGUGGAACAAAUAACUGGAACAGCGGCUGCACCUGUCAGGCCUCCAAGACGUCGCUCAAACUACAUGAGGUGCUGAAGUACGCCCCAGAGGUCACUCUGCAUCAACGCCAUCGGAGGCCGCAGGUGCGUUGGGUCAUAGAUGAGAUCUUCCUCACACACCAUGAAACGUGUGAGUGUGCAUGUCCUUCCCAGCCCCCUCGCUGAGGCUCUCAAGACUGGCACAUGCAUCUUGAACUGUUGAACAAGUUUUUUUUUUAUCUAUUUUGCAAAAGACUUCAUAUAAUAACAGCAACGCAGACACAUGCAGCAAAGAAAAAAGCAACAAUCUGACUGACAAACCGCAGCUCAUUCACACACAAUGACAUUUUUUUCUUGCAAGUAAACCACCUAUUUUCCUCUGUACACAGGCCAAACUUAAACCAACAUAUUUCCGGCCAAACAUAUUGGUUAUUCAACUUUCCUGCAACUUGGAGUUAAAUCUUAACCAUUACGACCAAAUUUACACAUUACUUGUGAACCAUGGCAUGUUACAAUAACAGUGGACCUUCUCCAUAGGAAUUCGCUUUCAAUUCAAUCAAAGCUUUUUCCUCCAAAAAUUAAAUACUGAAAACCAUUUGGAAUACAAAAGACAAAAUUACCACAUAACACCAACAUUUUAUUGAACUUACUUUUACAGUAGCAGCCUUUCCCACAGACUUAGAUUGUGGCAUGGGGGCGUUCCCGCUCACACUAGGAGGGGCUCACAGCUCCCCAAUGAAACAGUGGCAAAAAACACUGCGGCAGAGAUCUUUUAUGUUAUUGUGAGAAGUGUAAAAAUGUUUUACACACAAAUUAGACUGUGGCGUGCUAAAGAACAGGUGUGGGCAGGCGUGGUAGACCGAGGGGAGAUUAUCUUGUCAUGGAUGGCUUAAUAAGAACAACAAAAAAUGCUAGUGCUAAAAUGGUCACCAAAUAUACUUGGGCAGCCGUUAAUAUACCUGAGCAGCCCGGCAAGUCUAUGUGUGGGAAACACUGCAUUUUGAUGAAGGGAGUUCCAUGGAUGUCAACUUGACAGAAUUGAAAUAGAAUUGAGUCAGACUGCUUCGUAAACAGCUAUUUCACAUGUAUGUCUAUGCGUCUCUUUCUGUUAUAUUAAGACUGUUUCUAGAAACUUCUAGCUCCUCUUCUGCCAGCAGCACGCUGAGAUGAGUGAGUGUGAGACAGAAGGAAGGAGGGAGAGGGGUUGGAGGAAGUGUAAACCAAAAUAACACUUUAUCUUGAUGUGAAAUUAGGCUAGCCACAACCCUCCAGAUCUGAAAUGCUCACUAACACUCACACACGCUCACUUUAGGCUUCCACUCCUACAAAAACGGUAGUUAUUUAUGCUGAAUUCUUCACUGCUCUAUUUUUCAGUGAAGGGCUCCUUUGUUUUGCACACAUCCCUGUCUGAAUAUAUUCACGAUUCCCUUUGUCUGUACCUCAAUCCAUAUGCUCCCCGCUCCUUUUCUUUCUCUCUCAGUGACUCCAUCUCUAACACACACACUCCUCAUCACUCACUCGCUAACACAUCAAAGGAGAUGUCAGAUCAGGCCGCUGCGCUCUGCCGCUCUGCCCAUUUUUCUGAACAUUCCUGGCAUUCCAACUGCUAACCGGAAUUCUGCUAACGCGGAUAAAACCCUGAACUUCAGACCCUAAACACGUAACAGAGGAAAGACACUCAGGAAGAGGGAUGGAGAGGAAGUUUUUUUUUUAUUAUUUUUAAGGAGGUGACUGACAGAAAAGGGACAAUCAAGCUGCCUAUUCGUAGAUUACCAGCACUCCUGGAUGAGAGCUGAGAGAGGAACCACUUUCGAAGAUAUAACGUAGAAAAGAUUGCUGCUCCUUCAGCAGUUUCAAUCAGCAUGUGCUGCUUUUCUAGUGAGCAUUUUUUUUUUUUUCUUUCUCAUGAAGAUGCUCAUACAUAUCACAAUCUGACCUUCUGCUCGGCAUGUCUGCAGCAGAUCUGUGGGAAAUAGAGGAAAGCUCUUGGUCAAUGCUGAAAAUACCACCGAUACUGUGUGUGUGUGUGUGUGUGUGUGUGUGUGUGUGUGUGUGUGUGUGUGUGUGUCUCAGUAUGCCUGUAACCGCUCAGGAAGAGGUCCCUUUGUUUUAAGGGGUGGAGGGUUACCAACAGUCUGUGAGAGCUGGCAGCAGAUACAAGCAUGUGAAUCCUCAGCAUGUGACUGUGCAUGCGAGUGUGUGUGUGUGUGUGUGUGUGUGUGUGUGUGUGUGUGUGUGUGUGUGUCUCUGUGUGUUGUGUGUGUGUAGAUAGCCAGAGUAUCAAAGCAAUAGACCAAGAAUUCAAACUAACUGCUUUUCAUUUCCAUACACACGACCCAGCUGUGAGAAAUAAAAGACAGUCUCAUCUGUCAUCUCUCCAUCAUCACCUCCCAUAUACUACACGCAAAGAAAAAUGGGGUUUGACACACUACUUUUGUUCAAAAGACAGACAAAAAAGAAUAACUGGACACUGAGAUGAUUUACACGGUCACAGUGAAACCCAAUCAGCUGUGUGCUUUUAUGUGCACGUGUACUGCAAGUCAUAGAUGAUGUUUGGCAGGUAUGGGAUACAAAACACUCUUAAAUAUUCACAAAGUGUGUUGGGUUAUGUGAUAGUCAAGUUCCAAGUAAUUUAUCCCAGACACCAUUCGCUGACAUGCACACGCACAGGCGCACGCACGCACACACACACGCAUGCAC